AUUACAGUUUAGAAGAGUAUGCUGCGCUAGUUGAACGGGUAAAAACCCUGGAAAAUAAGGUUCAGAGUAUCUUAGGGCAUCAGUCAAAUGCGAACAUACAGAAUCGACAUUCUCCAUCAGAACUUACCAGCAGCAGUACCCCGUCGGGUAGGAUGUUGGUAAAACGACCACCUCUGGUAGAAGGGGAAACAUCAUUCAAGAUCCAGGCUUUACGUGCAAGUCAGGUUGAAGAGCUUAAAUCGCCGGCUGCACAGCAAUCGCCUGCAGUUGUCCAGGAACUGGCCAAUCUAAGAGAUGCGCUCCAGGAUCAAGAGACCACAGGGGUAGAUAAGGGUAAUGUAGAGUCAGACGAGCUUGAACAAACACAUGCGCUUGAUGUUACGCUUCCACCACCGACAUUUGUUAUGCAACUGCUACAAUUACUGGCUGACGAGAGAUAUAUGAAUCUCGUUCUCUUUAAUUUCUGGGGCGUUGAAAACCUUGCAAGCUUUCGCGAUCUGUGCAAGUCCACAUAUUUCAACACCGAACCAUUGACAGUAACACAAAAGACUUCAUUCAACGGAAUCAUCAGCCUCAUUCUGAGAGAAAUCGGAACUGAGGACAGACCAAAUCUGGAUAAUGGAGUCCUAAGUCGCAUGCGGGACCUUUGUGAAAAGAACUUCUGGGCGGGUGUUGAAACCUACAGAGUCGUGUCUAUUGCCACAGAAGAGCAUGUCAACAUCCUGUUCCUUGCGGUUGUACAAGUUUCGAGUAUGGGGACAUUGCCUCUUCAAUGGAGCCUGACAACAGCUGCUGCUGGACACUGUCUGACUCUAGGCUACCAUCGGGAAAAGAGGCUUUUGCAGCUUCCGAGCCCCAAGGCCGAGAGGGCACGCAGAACCUUCUGGCACAUCUACAUGGCAGACAAGAACCUCUCGCAACGCUUAGGACGUGCCUCCACCAUUCAUGAUUGGGACGUUGAUGCAGAGCCGUGCGCGAUAUCUAGCGACCCCAGACAAGCCCCUUGGGAUUUGACAUUCAAAUCAUUUAUUGAAAUGAGUCGAAUACAGGGUCAGAUCUACGAGAAACUUUACUCGCCCCUGGCAAAGGCACGCGGCAUCAGAGAAAGAUUGGUGGAAGCCAACAAACUUGAUUCGGAACUCUGUCGGUGGUAUAGCGAGUGGGCUCAGAUAGAUAGCUCCGCUGCCUGUGGUAAAGAUCGGCUUGACAUGACCUUCUCCCCCGUUGACAUCGUGUAUCACUCUUUGCUCACCCUCAUACACUGGAACACCAGUUCUUCCGGGUCUGCGAGGGAUAUCUCAGAGGCAUGCUAUGAAGCAGCACACCGAAUGCUGCGGGCCCAUCUUACGCACUACCCUGGGUUGACUGCUUCGGGCCACAAGGCCUCAGCAAUCUAUGCGAUCUGGGUUCUCCAUGCCACGUCUUUCACGCCGUAUGUGGCUGUAUUUCUGCACUGCGUUGCUAACCUGAAUUUUGAUGACCUCAGGCUUCUUCAGGAGGUAUUAUACACACUUGAAAACAUCGGGACGGAUCUCGAAUUCUCCCAGAAGUUAUUCAAGCUCUGCAGAGCCCUAUGCCGAAUUGCUGAAGCCUUUCUGGAGGAUGAGGCCCCUAUGACAAAUGCCGUCCCAGACGCGUCAAACUCAGCCCAUUUAACACGGCAAGGCCCAUUACCAGAUACUUGGGCAUGGCUGGGCUCGCAAAUCACGGAUCCGGAUGGUGUCAUAGAUCUUGACUUGGACAAUCUGGAUGAAACCUUGUUUAGCCAUGGCUUCUAGGCAUGUCGGAGAUCCAUGUACCCCGUAGAGAAGCCAUAGCUUCGUCUGGAUUCAGGGACGAAUUUGUCAGAAUCGGAUUUCUAAGCAGAAGAAGAAAGAACUCGGGGUCGGAGGGAAACUAUAAUGCUUGGCACCAAAACCCGUGGA
Molecule: messenger RNA, 1925 nt
Organism: Fusarium redolens
Lineage: Eukaryota; Fungi; Ascomycota; Sordariomycetes; Hypocreales; Nectriaceae
Exons: 4
Coding region: 153-1778 (541 amino acids)
Biological process (GO): DNA-templated transcription
Molecular function (GO): zinc ion binding; DNA binding
Source: RefSeq, a predicted model, not a curated record